UCCGCGCCGAGGAACCUCUGGGCUCCCCAUCCCACCUUCACCCAGGAUCCUGCUUCCAAAAACAUCAACGUGACGUGGGAUCCCCCGGAGCACCCCAGUGGCGUCAUAUACUCAUACAGUCUUAAAUAUAACGGAGGAGCCUGUGCAGUUCCAGUUGACGAAGGUGAGAAGACUGAUCUUCGAUGUCUUGUGACGGUCAUGCCAGAGACCAACUACACCUUUAGGGUCACCGCCAGAUAUAAAGUUCCGGAGAUUGACAGCGAGGAGGCUGUCUUUAACCUGUCCGUCGGAGCAGGAAAGCCAUUCUUCAAGGGGUUACCAGCGUGGGAUGACGAGGAAGACAUGACACUGGAGCGCGACAAGGAGCACGCCAUCAUUCUUAACACGACGACCUUCAGUAACGACAAUGGCCGCGUCAGGAGGUACGAGAUACUGCUGUCGGAGGGCUGUGACCACAAGUUACAUGAGAAGUUAAUUAGCAAUGGAUCUGCCAUUAACUUACGUCCCAGGGUGAAGUUUGUCAUCGGAAAGGACUGGGAGCGGUGCGGUGGGUGUGAUAACCCACCUCUCAAGCCCAGUACACGGUACUCCUACCGCGUCCGCAUCUACACCUCCAGCCACUCCAAUGAGUCUGAGUCGAAGUGUUUCAGCACCGUUGCACCUUCCGCGCCGAGGAACCUGCGGGCCCCUCAUCCCACCUUCACCCAGGAUCCUGCUUCCAAAAACAUCAACGUGACGUGGGAUCCCCCGGAGCACCCCAAUGGCGUCAUAUACUCAUACAGUCUUAAAUAUAACGGAGGAGCCUGUGCAGUUCCAGUUAACGAAGGUGAGAAGACUGAUCUUCGAUGUCUUGUGACGGUCAUGCCAGAGACCAAGUACACCUUUAGGGUCACCGCCAAAAAUAAAGUUCCGGAGAAUGACAGCGAGGAGGCUGUCUUUAACCUGUCCGUCGGAGCAGGAAUACCAUUCUUCAAGGGGGAACCAGCGUGGGAUGACGAGGAAGACAUGACACAGGAGCGAGACAAGGAGCACGCCAUCAUUCUUGACACGACCACCUUCAGUAACGACAAUGGCCGCGUCAGGAGGUACGAGAUACUGCUGUCGGAGGGCUGUGACCACAAGUUACAUGAGAAGUUAAUUAGCAAUGGAUCUGCCAUUGACUUACGUCCCAGGGUGAAGUUUGUCAUCGGAAAGGACUGGGAGCGGUGCAGUGGGUGUGAUAACCCACCUCUCAAGCCCAGUACACGGUACUCCUACCGCGUCCGCAUCUACACCUCCAGCCACUCCAAUGAGUCUGAGUCGAAGUGUUUCAGCACCGUUGGUAAGUUGUAUAACACAAAUAGCUUUGUAUUUUUCUCAUACAAUCCAUAACUUAGUUAUGGAUGG
This is a messenger RNA of Procambarus clarkii (red swamp crayfish), 1386 nucleotides long. The record is from RefSeq and is a predicted model, not a curated record. NCBI's taxonomy places the organism in Eukaryota, Metazoa, Arthropoda, Malacostraca, Decapoda, Cambaridae.